AUGCGCUUUCCACUUGCAACGAAUUGUACGCUAUUGCUACCCUGUUUAGCUUUUGGUAAGAUUGACAGGCAACGCAUCGUAUCACAGUUCAACAUUAUUCGGACUAGUCUUAUCGACAAUGAGACAACGCCGCUACAGGUUGGGAAUGGUAAUUUCGCCUUUAAUGUUGACAACACUGGAAUGCAGUCAUUUCUCCCUUUCAAUACCCUCUCAAGUUGGGCCUGGCAUAACGACUCUCUUCCAGCAAACGGCGAACUUCCCUCCAAAUACAAAGGCUUAAUGCGCGAAACAUAUGGACGAGAAGUAUACUACGACAUUCCGGAUCCAAAGCUUAAGCAAGCAACUCAAUGGCUUAUUUCGAACCCGAAUCGUAUCAACCUUGGUCGCAUUGGCCUCAAGUACAAAGGCAAUACACUUGAUAAAUCGUUGAUUAUUGACCCUAAGCAAGAGCUCGACCUGUGGGACGGAGUCAUUACGUCGACUUUCAAGAUCGACGGGACGGACGUGAAAGUUGUAACACAAUGUGACUUUGACUCCGAUGCCGUUGCUUUCACUGUUGACUCUGGUCUCAUCAAAAGUGGGGAUUUGCAAAUUGAGUUGGAUUUCCCCUAUCCGCCAAUCCAUACCACCAGGUAUAAGUACGAAGUCUUUGCGGGCGUGUAUGACUUCCCACUCAACCACACCACCACGCUGGUUCAAGGCGGAAGCGAUCCAACCUCUGCACACAUACAACACGAGAUGCAGGAGCUUCAGUAUUUCAUCAAUCUACGGUGGCCAGAAGAUACCCCUGUAAAGCUGAUCAGAAAUGAAGCUCCGAAUUCCACAACUAUCACGGCUCAUCGGUACACGCUUAGCUCAACCUCGAAAUCUUCCUCGGUAGCCUUCACCGCCCACUUCUCACCUGAUCAACGAGUCCCUAGCUUUCCUGCAAGUAUUCAGGAUAAGAAUGCAAGAGCCUGGAAUAAAUACUGGAAGGACGGUGGUUUCGUCGAUCUGACUGCUUCAUCGAAUCCCAACGCAACCGAACUUCAACGCCGUAUCAUCAAAUCGCAAUACCAUGUGCGCGUUAACAGUGCAGCCAAGGGGCAGUCGCCACAGGAAAGUGGUUUGAUGAACAAUGGUUGGUAUGGCAAGUUCCACAUGGAGAUGCUUAUUUGGCACAACGCGCAUUGGUCGAGUUGGGGAAGGCAGCAGUACUUCGAUAACAUCUUCCCGGAACUCUACGAGACGCUUCUACCAUCUUCGCUAGCUCGUGCGAAGUCCAUGGGCUGGGAGGGCGCAAGGUGGCCAAAGAUGACUGAGCUCAACACAGGUGUCAGUUCGCCAGGUGACAUCAACGCAUUUAUACUGUGGCAACAGCCUCACCCGAUGUAUCUUGCGCAACUGGCGUACCAAGCGCGCCCUACACGAGAUACACUCCAGCGGUGGGACAAGGUCUUGACUGCUACUGCUGAUUACAUGGCUUCAUAUCCCUGGUUAAAUAGAACAACUGGCAAGUAUGAUCUUGGACCGCCGUCUUACGGUGUGACCGAGAACACGCCGCCAAGUUCAACAAGGAACCUAGCAUAUGAAAUCGCAUAUUGGCGCUAUGGACUCGACGCUGCGGUAAGCUGGAAGCGUAAACUUCACCAGCCCGUGCCGGAAAAGUGGACACAUGUUGCGUCGAGUCUCGCUCUUCCACCGCAGGUUGAGGGCCUCUAUGCUGUCUACGACGGCCUUGACAGCUCGUGGUGGAAUGAUACGAAGCUGAAUGGCGACCCCCGUAGCCUGAUCAUGCUUCAAGGCAUUCUUCCCGAUACACCCGCUGUAGACCCCAAAGUGGCCCUACGCACCGCCGACAAAGUGUGGGAAGUUUGGGGCGACUCAAAGAUUCGUGGAUGGGGAAGACCCGUUCUAGCGAUCAACAGUGCAAGGAUCGGGAAUCCAGAGCGCGCGAUAUAUCACCUGACAGCAUUUGACUCCUGGAAGUUUGACUCCGCAGGGUUUGCGAUUAGAGGUGGGGACGGGGGGACUCCACCGCCUUUCAUGCCGGGCAAUGCUGGCUUUCUACUUGCAAUCGCAUAUUGUGCAGCAGGUUGGCAGGGAUCAGAAGUGGAUGCUCCGGGCUUUCCAAAAGAUGGGAGUUGGACUAUAAAGCACGAAGGGUUAUCGAGGGCCUUGUGA
Cucurbitaria berberidis CBS 394.84 is the source of this 2163-nucleotide messenger RNA. RefSeq lists its product as uncharacterized. Lineage: Eukaryota; Fungi; Ascomycota; Dothideomycetes; Pleosporales; Cucurbitariaceae. The record is from RefSeq and is a predicted model, not a curated record. Gene Ontology annotation, biological process: carbohydrate metabolic process. Bases 1 to 2163 code for a protein of 720 amino acids. The transcript is spliced from 6 exons.